This is a messenger RNA of Columba livia (rock pigeon), 4574 nucleotides long. RefSeq names its product MAF bZIP transcription factor G (gene MAFG). Gene Ontology annotation, biological process: regulation of transcription by RNA polymerase II; regulation of epidermal cell differentiation. The record is from RefSeq and is a predicted model, not a curated record. Bases 3137 to 3625 code for a protein of 162 amino acids. Gene Ontology annotation, molecular function: DNA-binding transcription factor activity, RNA polymerase II-specific; RNA polymerase II cis-regulatory region sequence-specific DNA binding. NCBI's taxonomy places the organism in Eukaryota, Metazoa, Chordata, Aves, Columbiformes, Columbidae. The transcript is spliced from 3 exons. Gene Ontology annotation, cellular component: nucleus.
CCGGGGGCGGAGGCGCUGCCACGGGCGGGUGCGAGACCCCGGCGGCCCCGGGGGCUCCUCAGCGAGCGGUGUCUUCCCCCCGCGCCCUUCGUGUGGGGCGGGUCUCCUCCCGCGGGAGCAGGCGCAGGUCCGGGCAGGGGGACGAGCCGCCGGGGCGUCUCUGGGUUCCCCGGGCAGAGGCUCGGCCGCGGGGGGACCGCCCCGCAUCCCCGCUGUCCUCGCCCCCGCCAUCUCGCCGCUCAGCGCGGCCGGUGCCAGCCGGAACAAGCUGUCGGCCGCGGGGACGGGCGCGCGGUUCUGGCUCCUGUGCGGAGGGGUCCGGCGGACUCUCCGCCCCGCCGAGCCCCCGGUGCCCGUGGGUGCGAGGAGCCGGAGGGGCUGCCCGGCGCGGCGGCGGCUCCGGAGCUGGGGCAGUUCCCUCUGGACGGGAAGCCGGCUCUGCCGUGCGGCUGCCGGCUGGGACCGCACGUUCCUUGAGGGGAAGAUCGCCGGGAAAGUGCCCUGGGCUGGACGCGAGCCCAGCCGGGACCCCCGAGGGGCGGGGGCACUCACUUGUAACCGGGGGAGUCGGCCGAUUUGUUCGGGUUCCUGGGAGGGUUGUGUGAACUAAUUCACAAGAAAGCGAACUGAGUACAAAAGCCACACUGAGAGUGUUCUCGAGCGGCGUGCGCGAUGCUGCCGCCGAACCGCGCUCCUCUGCCCGCGGGGCGCGUUGUGGAGCGCAGCCCGUUCCCCUGCCUCCCUGCCCCCGAGGACGCUGUCCCCCCGACCCCCGCCCCUCUCCCGCGCGUCUCCGGGCCAGCCUGCGCUGGAAUGGGUGACGUCACUGUGUUUACACGGGGCUCGUGGCACGGUUCUACGAUCAGGAAUGUGGAGAAUGGGGCCUGCGUUGAAUCAUGCGCGGUGCUGUCAGCUCCCUUGUGCUGCCUGUGAGCUGAGCGGAGAGUUGGCUGCGCUUGUGCUGAGUUCAGGCCUUUUGAGCUCCAGGGAAAUGUGUUGAGACUGCAUUUUCUUCAUUGCAGUCAUUGCGUUUGGCACUUCUCAGCGUGAUCUUUCUUCAGGAAGCUAUCAAAAGCUGAGCAAUCAGCAGUCUGGAGAGUUAUACCGAGUUUGAUCUCUGUCUUAGUGCCAGUUCUUUGGGUGUCCUCUCUGCAAGCUGUCUCUGAUCCUUCAAAUGGGACUCAAAAAACAGUCAACAACUUGUCCCCAGGUUGUUUCUCCCAUUCUGCUGACCGACCUGUGGGUUGCUGCGCCUCACCCUGAUCCCCUGGGCAGGCGGCAAGGAGAGGAGGGAUCCCCAGGUGCUUUUGGGCACGGUCCUGCUGCAGCUCUGGCUGUUGUGGGAGGCGUCUGCCUGACGAGGUCGGGCUCCUCUGGGUAGAGAUGCCGUGACGCUGAAGAGUUCGAGCAAAGUUGAAGUGGUGUUGUCGGGGACCGGGACCAGCCGUUCUGCUGCCUGCUGACGGCUCCUCGCCCCCUUGCAGCGCUGCCCGGAGCCACAGCCGCUGCCGUGGCAGAGCCGGACCCGCCGGUGCCCCGGGCUGCCCGAGGAGCUCUCUGCCUGGCACCUUGCCUGAUGCAGCACGUUUGUUGCCUCGUUUGGUUUGUUCCAGCUCUGAUGUAAUGAAGCAAGCUUGGGUGCUUGCCAGGCAGCUGGAAAUUCUUUAGAGCCACAAGGCAAACACAUUUCUGUGGUCCAGCUGGCCGUACCUGCCCCCGGCUCCUUAGCUCACCAGAGGAGGGUGCAGACAGGUGCUGCAAGCGAGACAUUUCUGAUCUCCCCAGUUGUUCGUCCCUUGUCCCCUCUUCCCAGCAGCCACGUCGUUUGCCAAGUAGGAGCAGAGGAAGAAAACACAGCAGUGUGGGAAUGAGUGAAGAACUGAUUUUAUGAAGCAGUUGCUUGUGUGCUGUCUGUUGUGCGACAGCCGCUGCCGUCCUCGGGUGGCAAAGGGACUCUGUCUGCGCCAGCCCUGCCGGGCUGCAGCGCACAUCUCACCGGCCGAGCAUUGUCCUCUGGGUAUAAGUAGCUUCCUCCUGGCAGGCCGGGGCUGGGCGCGUCCCUGCUGGUGUCCUGGGGACGCCGGCCCGUUCGCCCCUGGGAGGCGGCAGGUGCGUUGGGGGCAGCCUGCGCCACAGCUGCUGGAAGAGCGUAAAUUCGUAUUUGCUGACUUGUGGAUCUGGUUCUUGGCUACAACUGUGCAUCAGUGCCUCUUACAUUUAGCAAAGCACUCGGAACAAGAGCCUGAGGGCAGGAGGUUUGUAGGGACAGACACAGGAGCUUGGGUGUGAGUCGCUGUGGAAACAAGCUGGGAAUUGCUCUUACCAGUUGGAAGUGCUGUCCCCCGUGGCAGUGAAGGAGUCUGCUCUCUGGCUCUGCCCACCCUCAGUCCUUGUUUUCUGAUGAGCACACCUUGGCUCUGAAGAUAAGGGAGGGAGAAGGUGGUUCUGGGCCCUGGCAUUGCAGGGACCAACAGGGACCUUGUGACCUGCAGGCGGGGUCAGCUUUGCGUGGGGGGAGAGGCGAAGGCACCGGCCAGCACAGCGCCAGGUCCUUCCGUUCCUUGGGUUGGGUGCAGGACUUCCACUUGAACCUGUACGUGCUGGCUCUGCUGGGACGCGGACAGGGUUCGCGGAGGCUGGGGCGCAGCGGCGGCGUCCCGUCGGCGGCGUGCCCGGCCAGGCGCCGCGCAGCAAAGACUUCCCUGCGCUCCCGCCCCGCGGCCGCGUGUCCCCGACCGUGCUGGCUGUGACCUUGGGCCACCUGGGGUCUGUUGGGCCUCUUCUCCGGGGUGGUUUCCGAGCUGGGCACCUGUUGGAGCGAGCGGCUGCUGUGCUGUGCUGUGCUCCGAGUGACAAGGAUGGGGAGCGGGAGAUGCCGAGUGCCAGCGUGCUGAGUCAGCAUGACUGGCCCCGAGCAGCGGUGCUCUGGACCCAGCCUGCUGCCUGCCAGGCUAUUUUUGAAAACGUGGCUUCCGUGUGUUCUGACUCCUCCUAGUUUUUUAAUUUCCCCCACCCCAAGCAAAAAAAGCCCCAGCGUUGCCAUGAAGGCUCCGCGGGAGUAGGGGUGUGGAAGGGCAGCGGUUUCUGCUCAGGGACAGGAUCUGCCGCUCAAGCUGCGUGACAAGGCUGUCGUGUUAUGACGACCCCCAACAAAGGAAACAAGGCCUUGAAGGUGAAGCGGGAGCCAGGCGAGAAUGGGACCAGCUUGACAGACGAGGAGCUGGUGACCAUGUCGGUGCGGGAGCUGAACCAGCAUCUGCGGGGCCUGUCGAAGGAGGAGAUCAUCCAGCUGAAGCAGCGCCGGCGCACGCUCAAGAACCGCGGCUACGCGGCCAGCUGCAGGGUCAAGCGUGUCACCCAGAAGGAGGAACUGGAGAAGCAGAAGGCAGAGCUGCAGCAAGAAGUGGAGAAGCUGGCCUCCGAGAACGCCAGCAUGAAAAUGGAACUCGAUGCUCUCCGCUCCAAAUACGAGGCUCUCCAGAACUUCGCCAGAACCGUGGCCCGGAGCCCUGUGACCCCUGUGCGGGGGCCUCUCUCCUCCAGCAUGGGCCCCCUCGUCCCCGGCAAGGUUGCGACUACUAGUGUCAUCACAAUAGUGAAAUCCAAAACGGACGCCCGGUCUUAGUGAAGCGAGUGUUGCCUGAGCUUGUCUGUGCAGGGCAAUUAGGCACAAAACCAGCCUGGAAUCCCCAAAGCACAAACCCUCCCCAGAAGGGUCCGGGUUCCUUCUCCUUGGCCCAGGACUGGCCUGCUGAUCACUCCGGUUUUAUUUUGUCGUGUGCAGAUUGGUAUGAGCAGUGGUGACGCGUCCCUCGUGCUGUGCAGAGCCUCCCGCCCGGCGCUCUGCGGCCCUCGGGACGGGCUGCCGGAUCCCGCUUUUCCAGCCAGAGCCUGCGGCGGGGGCGACGGUGGCGCGGGGAAGGUCCGGAGGGCUUUCGUCCCGGGGGCCGGGACCCCCCGUGUUCGGUCAUUUCCAAAGGCUUUGUCUCCUGACUCCUCCAUGUGGUGCCUCGCGGUGCCCGACUGCUGCCCCGGAGCUGCUGCUCCUGUCUCCUUCGGUGCCCGUACUUGCAGGUGGGGUGUUCUGUGUCGUGGGUUUUCGUUCCUUUCUAGGUGUGCCUGUGCCCCGCAGGGGUUCCCCAGACGUGUCGCGUUAGCCGUGUAGAGUAGCCGUGCGGGAGGGAGACGCUGUCGUGGCCCAGCGAGGGGGCCGGGAGGGAGCGAGGGAACCGCGUUGGCUGCAGGCCGGUUUUGUGCCUAAUGUGUUGCACUGAACAAGACCAAAAUCACUAGUUGUUCCCGUGUUUUGAGGGUAUCCAGUGUCUCUAGUGUGAUGGUUUACACAACCAGUUUAUGUGGUUAAAUAGCCCUUUAUUUAAAGAGAGAAACAUCAUUUUAAGAGUUAUUAAAUUAUCUAAGUUUAAAAUUAAAAUCGGACAGAAGAGAGAGCGUAUUUAUAGUCAGCUUUUUUAUCUGAGAGGGCGAGAAUAUUUGACCAUAUAAAUGGGGAAGUAUUCUCGGAGUCUUUGGUAGUUAAAAGUUAAUAAAUAAAUAAUUUUAAAAUUUCUCAUGAA